CGCGUCGCAUUCUGUUCCGACCGCCGCACGCAGCACCUGCGCACGCGCACGACUCCAACGCGAACUUUGUAACGUUUUAAAUAUGUUUCCGAUUACAGUGCUGAGGUGAAAAAUUAAUUUUCGAUUGUUUUUUUAAUAGUGAACCAAAGUGAAAUAAAGUGCGAUAAAGUGAAGGAUUAAUUUGUUUCGAUAGAGUUCAACCCUCUAACAACUCAAGAUGGGUUGCAAAUUGACAUUUGUCGACGACGUACUAAAUCGUUCGUUUUACAAACUGGGCCUGAUAGUGGGAAAGCAGCCAGGGUACUUCAUCAUCAUUCCGGUCUUGCUAACCCUGCUUAUGGUCACCGGUUAUCAACGGAUUCACUAUGAGAUGGACCCUGAGUAUCUCUUCUCACCCGUCAGUGGUCAGGGGAAGCUGGAAAGGAGGAUAGUCGAAGAACACUUCAAAGUCAACUACUCCCAUAGAUUUAACGUCGGAAGGAUUACUCGAGCGGGUAGGUUCGGCCGAGUAAUUAUAGUAGCGAAGGACAACAUCACAAACAUGCUGCGUACAGAAGUAUGGAAGGAACUUCGUGAACUGGAUGAACUGGUGCAGAACAUAACAGUGACUUUGCCAACUGGAGAGACCUUUACCUACAGAGAGGAGUGCGCCAAAUGGGAGGGACAGUGCUUCGUCAACGAUAUUCUAAAUCUGGAUAAGAUUAUUGGAGAGGUGGAGCGUGGCGAAUUGAACCUGACUUUUCCUAUAAUGUUCAAUCCUGUGACAUGGGAAGCGCACGCAUUCCCCGUGUACUUCGGCGGCGCCAGGGUGGUCGACGACACGAUCGUUUCCGUACCCGCCGUCCAGCUUGUCUGGUUCGUCAGGACUGAUAAUAAAUUACAACAAGAACGAGGUGCGGCGUGGGAGGAUGCUUUUCUCGACGAAGUGGGCAUAGCUGAAGACACGGGCCGAUUCAAACACAUUUCCGUCGCCCGCUUCGCAUCUCGAACUCUCGACCACGAACUGGAGAAGAACACACGGACUGUCAUACCUUUCUUCAGCUCUACUUUCAUUUUAAUGGGCAUAUUCUCCAUCAUUACCUGCAUGAUGGGAGACUGGGUGCGCUCGAAACCAUGGCUCGGUCUUUUAGGAAAUAUUUCCGCAGUCAUGGCUACGGUGGCGGCAUUCGGAUGCGCGAUUUAUUUAGGAAUUUCAUUCAUCGGAAUCAAUUUAGCUGCGCCAUUCCUAAUGAUCGGCAUCGGCAUCGACGAUACGUUUGUGAUGCUGGCGGCGUGGCGGCGCACAUCCCCACAGCUGCCGGUACCACAGCGCAUGGCCACCAUGUUGUCCGAGGCAGCUGUCUCUAUUACCAUCACCUCCGUCACAGACAUGCUUUCCUUCUUUAUCGGUAUCUUCUCGCCGUUCCCCUCGGUGCAGAUAUUCUGCAUGUAUUCAGGUCUGGCUGUAUGCUUCACGUUUGUGUGGCACCUGACAUUCUUCGCGGGCUGCGUGGCAGUUUCGGGCUACCGCGAGAAGCAGAACCGACACACCAUCACCUGGCUCAAAGUAUUGCCGGAGUCGAGGGCACGCAAAGAAGAGAAGUCAUGGCUUUAUCGGAUAUUCUGUAGCGGUGGAAUCGAUGUCGCCGACCCGGACAACCCGAUAGACAACAAAGAGCAUUGUAUUAUGGCUUUCUUCAAAACCACAAUGGCCAAUAUACUCAACAACAGCCUAGUAAAGGCGCUAGUGAUCGUUGUAUUUCUGUUAUAUCUUGCCGGAGCCGGUUAUGGAGUAACUAACCUUAAAGAAGGUUUAGAAAGAAGGAAGCUGUCUAAGGUUGAUUCGUACUCUGUUGAGUUCUUCGAUAGAGAAGAUCUUUAUUACAGAGAAUUCCCUUAUAGAAUACAGGUUGUGAUCACUGGGAAUUACAAUUAUUCCGAUCCGCAAGUGCAAGACGAAGUUGAAACGCUGACACAAAAGUUGGAGAACACAUCGUACAUAUCGAACUCACUAUACACAGAGUCGUGGCUGCGAACUUUUGUCAAUUACGUAUCGAGGAAUAACGAUUAUCUGAACGUCACCAUCGACAAUGAAGUUGAUUUUAUUAAAAAUCUGAAGGAGUUAUGGCUGUUCCCAGCAAAUCCGUUUUCUUUGGACGUUAAAUUCAACGAAGCAGGGAAUCAAAUUGUAGCUUCUAGAUUUUUAAUUCAAGCCAUUAAUAUCAGUGGUACGAAUCAUGAGAAAGAAAUGGUCAAAGCUCUCAGGGAAGUUGUGGCCGAGUCGCCUCUCAACGCCUCUGUCUUCCAUCCAUACUUUGUCUUCUUUGAUCAGUUCGAACUCGUCAGGCCAACGUCAAUACAGAAUCUCUGCUACGGAGCGCUCAUGAUGAUGAUUACAUCGUUUAUAUUUAUCCCCAAUAUCUUAUGCUCUUUAUGGGUAGCCUUCAGUAUAAUUUCUAUAGAGAUUGGAGUCGUGGGAUACAUGGCACUAUGGGAUAUCAAUCUAGAUUCCAUAUCCAUGAUCAAUUUAAUAAUGUGCAUAGGAUUUUCCGUCGACUUUACAGCCCAUAUCUGCUACGCCUACAUGGCUUCUAAAGCAAAAACACCAGAUGAGAGAGUAAGCGAAUGUCUGUAUUCAUUAGGACUUCCAAUAGUUCAGGGUUCAUUCAGCACUAUUCUAGGAGUAGUGGCGUUGUUGCUGGCAGACAGUUAUAUCUUUUCAGUCUUUUUCAAAAUGGUAUUCAUGGUCAUAUUCUUUGGCGCGAUGCACGGAUUAUUCCUGCUGCCAGUUCUACUGUCACUCUUCGGUCCGGGAUCGUGCACGAGAAAAACUAAUGACGUUAAAGUGUUAAAAGUGGAAAAACCUUUCCCCCAUCCAUAUAUUUUACCUCAUCCUCAACUGGUAUUAAACGAUCAGAUUUUUAACGGAAAAAACAUCAGUCCCAAUGGUGUGUACAAGAUAUACGGCGAUGAUAAGGACUUAGGCAUCGGCACUUCGGGCGAGGACACGAGCGAAAGCAGCUCCAACCAAUCUCAGAGAAGACAGAUCGGCAACGAUGGAAACUCGAGGAAGAAGUAUGAAGACGGAUGGAAACGAUCGAGUUACCAGAGUACCAGUCAAUUCCAGCCUUCAGGUGAAUUAGAUCUUUAUGGGCAUGACACAGACAGGACUUGGCAAAGACAACGCCACGAGGACGGUCGUCGAACGGGGGAAAACUAUCGGAGAAGCCGUGAGCUACACAGAGACGAUGAUUGGGUCGCACAGCGCAAAACAAGCGACGCGGGCCCUCGCCGUGAAGGUCCAUACAGGGUGAUGCGAGCGCACUCACAUCACAACAUCCACAGGAACCGAGCGCCCAGACGUUCCAACUCCCACCACAACCUAGAACAUUUAGAUUACGUGGCAGAGAUGCGUUUUCCUUGACAAUAACCAAACAACCUCUCUAUUGUAUACAAAUUUAGAUAAAGUUUAAUUCAAGUGCUCAAUGUUUGGACCAAAGUUUUACUUUUCCUGUGUGGGAAUUGAAAAUGUUUUGCGCUUAAUUGUAUAAAAAAAAGUUGUAUUAAUAUUAUUGUAACGUGUACUAUCCAUCAUAAGAUUAGGAUUAUAGGAUAUGUAAGGUGAUAAUAUGCGAGACAUAACUAUGGAAGAUUGCGAUCAAAAGCUUGAAAAGGGGAAUUCCCAACGGCUCCCAAAUUCGUUAGAAUAUGACAGAAUAUAUCACUGUAUAACGCAUGUCCCAAAUAUUUUGCGAUUAGAAAAUCCCAGUUUCGCAUAUAAUAUGUAGGUAGGAAUUGAUAUUUAUAAUACUAUGUUAUUGAAACACUUUAUCGGAGGAAGAGAUAUGAAUCAAGGUUAUGAAUAAUUUAUUUCCAGUUUAAUUACGAGUUCCUAAUGUCUAUAUACAAAUAUAGGCUAACAAAAUCGAUUUCAAAUCAAUUAUGCUACGCUCUUAAUCUGAAAAAGUGUUGAAAUUCCAAAUAGAUAAGUUUUAUUUGAAUAGUGUGAGUUUGCACUGGCGAAACAUUAUUAUAAAACAUGUUUUAUCAACAUAUGUGUAAACUCACGGCUGUAGAUCUGGGAUGGGUGUGUCUUAGCCUUAUAGAACCUUGUACAUACGUGUAUUUAAUAUCUCCAUCAAUAUACAAAGCUUUAACGUUACCUUUUUAAAACUGUGUACAUAUUAUUUUGUUAUAUUUCUGCUGCCAUGUAGUCUCCCACAUACAAUCCAUGUAUUUCUUUACAUUAUAGGUCAUAAUAUCUCGAGGUUUUUAUACCAAUUUCCCUGAAAUACUUGACGAGCAAGAAUUACUUGUGGUCAUUAUUUACCUUUAUAAAUACUACCCGUGCACAAUAACAUGUAACCUGUGCCCAUAGACGUCACCGAUAAGACACAUUAGACGUCGUUUUUUUCUCUGAUCAAGUUUCAUGUUAUUUUAGUAAAGUUUCUCUGUAUAAAUGACAAUCAUAAAACUUGUGGCUUCUGCGGCCAUUGCUAA
This is a messenger RNA of Papilio machaon (common yellow swallowtail), 4479 nucleotides long. RefSeq names its product patched domain-containing protein 3 (gene Ptr). Gene Ontology annotation, cellular component: plasma membrane; cytoplasmic vesicle membrane. The record is from RefSeq and is a predicted model, not a curated record. Bases 218 to 3403 code for a protein of 1061 amino acids. The transcript has 11 exons. NCBI's taxonomy places the organism in Eukaryota, Metazoa, Arthropoda, Insecta, Lepidoptera, Papilionidae.